Messenger RNA from Aureobasidium subglaciale EXF-2481, 1716 nucleotides. RefSeq lists its product as uncharacterized. The transcript has 2 exons. Lineage: Eukaryota; Fungi; Ascomycota; Dothideomycetes; Dothideales; Saccotheciaceae. Gene Ontology annotation, molecular function: carotenoid dioxygenase activity. The coding region runs from base 1 to 1716 and encodes 571 amino acids. The record is from RefSeq and is a predicted model, not a curated record. Gene Ontology annotation, biological process: carotene catabolic process.
AUGGUGACAUCGAUUACCAAGACGGACCACUACAUGAACUGGCCUAAUGCAUGCGGCUUCGACGUCACAUAUCAGGAGCUAGAGCCCAAGGAACUUGAAGUUUCAGGACACAUACCAGCCUAUUGCGCUGGCGUGCUAUAUCGAAAUGGAUUGGGUCCACUUGAAGUCCAGACUCGCCAGCAACACAAAACUUUCAAGACGAACCACUGGUUUGACUGUCUGGCACAGAUCCAUCGCUUCCAGAUCCUUGCUCCCACGAAGAAUGAUUCUCCGGUCCGCGUAUGGCACAACUCUCGACGUACGUGUGAUGGUCUUCUCAAACAGAUAUCCGAGACUGGCGACAUGUCUGGUAUCACUUUCGCGGCAAAGUACGAACCUUGCAAGACCUUCUUCAAGAAGCUGCAAUCUGUUUUCUACUCUAUGCAUACCCCCAUUGAGACUCCCGACUCCGUGAACAUCUGUGUGACGCCAUCUCCCAACAUGCCUGGCUUCUCAACAAACGCUUUCAAGAAGACUGGAGCACAAGAUAGCGGCAAUGUACAGACUUUGAUCAACAAGACUGAUGCCACUGUCGUUCAAGCUCUCGAUCCUGUGACUUUGGAGCCUUUGGGGAUCGCUCGUCAAACAGUGCUCCAUCCUGACUUGAAGGGGGCCUUGUCUGGCGCGCACGCUAAAGUAUGCCCAAAAACAGGCGAUUGGUACAACUUUAAUCUGGACUUUGAACGCACUGGUACAUACCGCGUCUUCACGGUGUCUGCGACUACAGAGAAGACCGAGAUUCUAGCAACCAUUGCUACGACUCCUGCAUACCUACACUCGUCCUUGUUGACGGACAACUACUUUGUCCUUUGCGUUUGGAACUCACACAUCUCUGCUGGAGGUGUUUCCAUUCUUUGGAAGCAAAAUAUUUGUGAAGCACUCAGCACAUUCGACUCGACCAAAACCGCCAAGUGGUACGUGAUUGAUCGCAAACCAGCCAGCCAGGGAGGAAAAGGUCUCGUCUCCACAUUCGACUCGGACCCUUUCUUCUGCUUCCACACCAUCAAUGCUUACGAAGUGACCUCGGAGGAUGAUCCCAAGAGCAUCGAUAUCGUCGCAGAUCUCUGCGCCUAUGACAACAUAGAUGUGUUGCAGCGCUUCUACAUCGAUAACCUACGCUCCGACUCUGCGACUGCAAAAGCAUACUCUCAUCCCGACAAUGCCAACUCAAAGGCAUACUUCCGAUCCUUUAAAUUGCCAGGCAUCAACACUGCUUUUUCUCCGACGGAAGCGAAAAAAGCCAUCAAUGUCGCAAGAGGAGACAAAGGACUAGCCCCCGAACUUCCCUCCAUAAACCACGCCUUCCGCGGUCGCAACUACCGUUACGUCUACGGCGUCACCGACACAGGCAAAAGCACCUUCUUCGACGGCCUUGUCAAGUACGAUACCAGGACCAAUACUCCAGCAGCUGUGUGGAGUGUCCAUGGCCAUUCAGCCGGUGAACCAAUUUUCAUUGCCGAUCCUGAUGCAAAAGCCGAAGAAGAGGAUGCAGGUGUUGUGAUCACUGCUGUUCUUGAUGGUGUGAAUGAGAGGAGUUAUCUGCUCGUUCUUGAUGCGAAGGAUCUGAAGGAGGUUGGGAGGGCUACCAUGACUGGUGAGCGAGGUAAAUGUCACAUUGGGUUUGGGUUUCAUGGUGCUCAUGUCAGGGAUCAGAAGGCCGUUAUUGAGGGAUGUUGA